GAAUUGUCAGAGUAGAAGAUUUCUUCUGAGGUUUUUCUUUUUCCCUUCUUCUUCUUUUUUUUUUUUUUUGUAUUGUUUUGUUUUGUUUUCAGUUUAGGAUGAUAAGUAUUCAUAUUCUGAUUCUUCUUAUAAUUCUAUUUUGGAAUUAUGAUUGUCAUAUUAUUCCCAGGAUUGAAGAAUGUGGACUUUCAUGUUCUCAGGGGAUUCAUUGUAAAAGCAAACCUUCCAGUGGCAUUUUUAACAGCUUCUGCCACAGUGCUCCUGCAUCUUUGUCUUCUAUGGUACUGAAGAGCAUGAAGAUCUCAACAGUUAUUAAAUGUGUCCAAGGAAGCCCAUGCUCUCUUCAUUUAAACAUUAAAGGAACUCUGAGUCUGGAUGAAAAUAUUCGUGGGCUGGAAAUAUGUUCUUUUUCACUGGACACACAGCGAUCUCAGUGCACAAAUGUGAGAUUUGCCAGGAAAAAAAGCAAGAUACUUAAUGGAAAGAAGGUGCAGGUUCAAUUCAAUUGCUUUGAAGUCAACGUAGCACAACACAUCUAUGUGACCAUGAAAACAGUACCAAAUUACUGUGAAGUUAAGAUGAGUCAGGAAUACUAUGUUGAAGAUUGCAGAAACAGUGAUGUGGGAAAGCAUAUUCCAGCUUGUUUGGCUGGAAAGUUAGACUAUAAUGUAGACAGGACAAGAAAAAUCAUAUCAGUGAAUGUAUCCAACUUUCUUCGAGAUCAAGAUUAUUACAUUCGUUUGUGUCACAAAUGGUUUACCUGUGAAGAUGUGGGACAAUUUGCUGUGGUAAGAGGAAAGGAUUCUUUAAAAUCAGUUUCUCUGAAGUACUCUCAGCUACUUCCUUGUCUUUGCAUUGAAGGUUGGCUGGCAAUACCAGAUGCCAGGAGGUUACAACUUUGUCCCUUUGAAAAUGAUACAACGGCAUUAUGGGAUAAUAUUGUUUAUAAUCCAGUGACACAAACCCUAGCUUGGGAACCAGCCUGCCCUGUGCUUGUCAUUGUUAACCUGUGCAGAUUAAUGAAGUCUAAUGACCACUGUGAAGAUAUACAAGAUUCUUCCAAACGUUUUCCUGAGAAGCAGGUUAAGUACUCUCGUGUGGACACUCACCCAAGACUUUGCAUGAAGUUUACAACCAAGCAAGGCUCUUGGGUUAAAUGUCCAUUUGCUCAUGGAGAAUUUCCAGCUUGGAAGAUGAGAACAGCUGCAGUUGCAGAUCGAAUACAAGUUUUCUUCACAUCCCAAACCAAAGCACACUUCUCAGUGCUGGUGUGUAACAGGACACAGCUGGCCUCAUGUGAAUCUGUUGGGAUGCGCCAUUCAGUCUCUGUGCUUGCACCCAUUGCCUCUUGCCUUAUCGUUGGAUGUCACUGAGAAGAGUAAGAGAAGUCUGUCUUUGUGGAGCAAGAUAUCCAGAGAAAUGCUGUAUUACUGGCACAGAUGGAGACCAAUGUAGCAGCAGUUGACAAACUAUAUGUGUAGUGAACACUUAUCAGUGUAAUUUCUCUUCAACUUGCUUAUUUCAAAUAAAAUCCGUGGAAUUUAGACUUUUGGUUUUAAAUAAUGUGUGAAUUGCAAAGUGAGAAGGCUAAUGGUACAACACUGAUAAGGCAGAGCCAGGUGCUGUACAGUGUCUGUCAUGAAGGGCACCGGUACGUUUACAAAUGCUUUUUUUCUUCCUUCUGGUGCAAGGCUGUGAUUUCCUUUGUGUACUGUGACACAGUGGGGAGCCCACAUAAGUUACACUCAGUUCCCGUCUCACCACUGUGAGCAAUAUACACAAAAUUUUCAUAAUGACUUAGCUCUGUGUUCCCAGAAACUGAUGUUCUUUCUAGUAAUCCCAGUUUGGUUGUGCUUGAGUAAGAACACAUUCACCUAAUUUACCCGAAAUUAUUUUAGGAGUUUGCCACACUAAAGAAAACAGUGUGGGAUGCAAAGCUAUUAGUGGACUAACUAAAAUUAUUUUGAGGACAAACUAUAAACAAUCAAAUGUUAAGUGUCAGAACAGUCAUUUAGGACAAUUUUACCCUAAGGCUGAGCUUGUUCUUGGCAUACAAUAAGAUGGGAAACCCACAAUAGCUGCAAAGAAAGGGUCAUUCCUUCAACUUAUGUACACCAGGGAAAAGAAGUGAAGAUGCUUGGUGCUAUCAUGGUGUCAGCAGCCUUGGUGGGAGGGUGUCCUCCCUCGUGGUACUUCACAAAAUACAGGAGCAUUGGCCUUCUUCCUAUCCUGUCCAAACUGUGCUUGACAAAACUACCCUAGCUGCUUAUGGUCAUUUAGAACCAGGGAUAUCUCUGAAAAUGGGAAACCUUCCAUGAUGAAUGUGUACUUUUAUAUUUUUUACUUUAUAUAUUAAAUUUCCAACACAGUAAAACAUGCAGUGUUACUGGCAAAGGAAGAAAAGAGAUGGAAAGACAAUAUUUCUUCAUUGUUUCAGGAUAU
Phasianus colchicus (ring-necked pheasant) is the source of this 2442-nucleotide messenger RNA. It is a transcript of the gene IL17REL, whose product is annotated as interleukin 17 receptor E like. NCBI's taxonomy places the organism in Eukaryota, Metazoa, Chordata, Aves, Galliformes, Phasianidae. Gene Ontology annotation, molecular function: interleukin-17 receptor activity. The record is from RefSeq and is a predicted model, not a curated record.